This is a messenger RNA of Myxocyprinus asiaticus (Chinese sucker), 3201 nucleotides long. Its product is annotated as interferon gamma receptor 1-like. The transcript has 7 exons. The coding region runs from base 427 to 1596 and encodes 389 amino acids. The record is from RefSeq and is a predicted model, not a curated record. Gene Ontology annotation, molecular function: protein binding. Lineage: Eukaryota; Metazoa; Chordata; Actinopteri; Cypriniformes; Catostomidae.
AUCCUUCAUGAGGUGACAGUAAAUUCCAGGAUCUGAUUAUUUAUGUGCGUCACACAGGAUCUUAACGAUUAUCACUUUGAAAUGAAACGCAUGAAGGAUCUUCUUUUGGAUUCACGACAUUAAUGCAUUUAAAUGACUUUGAUUCGAGUCUCAGCCAGUUGAAAGCUCCGGAGACGAGUUCCUGAAGUUACCUUUACCUGUAAACAGCUUCAGCAGCAGUCGUGUCGUGCCAGUGGGAGUGAAGGAUUCAAGCGCGUCAUUUCCCUGGAGAGCCUCACCCUCUGCUCCUGCACUCUGAAACCAUACAUGAUCUUAAGGAAACAUGACUUUGAUUAAACUUGAAGAACAAUAAUAUCGACGUGAUUCAUUCUAUCUUAACUGGGGGAUUAUACUAUGUGAAUAUUGGAUUUAAAUCACUUGGCAAUAAUGCGGAUGCAGGUCUCUCUGAUUACCUUGAUCCUCAUCUACACAGCCGCAACAGAGGCUCAAAGUCCCCUUCCUCCUCCCACCAAUGUGUCUAUCCAGUGUGACAACUAUGGAGUUGAGGUACACUGGCAAUAUCCUCCUUUCAACAAAGAUGUUUUAUUCCAAGUGGUCAUCAAGCCAGAUAUCUGGAUGAGGGUUGAAAAUCAUACUACCAGCAACCUCUCUUUAAACAUAUCCAGCAUGCUGGGGAAUCCGGAGUUCAAUAGCUACUUUGUCACUGUGACGGCCACGUCAGGAUUAAACAAGUCUAAGGAAGCGAAAUCAGAUCGAUUCAGCUUCAAUAAAUAUGCAACAAGCAAAAUUACAUGUCAACUGGACUUCCCUGAGGUUAAACUGUAUCCCAAUGACGGAAAACUUCACCUUCAGUUCAGCAAUCCUCUGCACCUCUACAAAAACUCACCAGCUCUGCGCAAUGUCACCGAUAGUCUUCAAUAUGAUGUUAAAACAGAAGAGGAGGAAAAUACAUUCAGCUGUGGAUUGGAGCUUAAAAUAUGUGAGACUUCCAUUGAAUUUGCAGAGGAGAGGAAGAAAUACUGCGUCAAUCUCACUGGACUGAUCGGACAGAGAGAGCUCAGGCCCAUCUCAGAGUGUUACGAAGGAGACAUUAAAAGCUAUCUGUUCCUGUUCUCAGUGCUGGGAGUUGUUUUAAUGCUGUUGUUUAUAGCUGGUUUAUUAUUGCUGCUAGCAAAGGAAUUAAACAAGAAAAUUACGAUGAAAGCAGCUUCUGCUUUUCCCAAGUUCUUGGUUAAACCAACACAAACAAACCUGUGCAAACCUCUGAAACUGGAGGCGGAGAAUGUGGUCAGAGAAGUUCAGAUUGUACCGCUCACUUACACUGGGGACCCUACAGAACAUGCAGCAUUAUUAAUAGAGAUCUCCAAUCAGGACCAGUCCUCAGAUUGGCCCAACUCUUCUGUCAGCUCCGACCACAACUGCAAGAAUGUGCGAGGCAGUGAGCUGGAAGAUGUCUCCUCCAGUGGAUUUAAUGACCUUGUCAAACCCGAGUCAAAAAUGGUGUCCACCAGUGACCUAUCGGCAGGGUAUGACUGUCCACAUGUCACGAGACAAGAAAUGAGUCCUGACGAUAUGGUAGAAGUUUACGGAAUCUAGAAAACCACCUGGGCGCUGCAAUAGAUGCAGGAGACUGCUUUCAGAGGUCUACAAGAAAAGGAAAAGCACCUAAAAAGAUGAUACCCCCCCAGUACCUAUUUCUGGAAUGUUGUUUUGCUGGGAACUUGACUGGCCCAAGGCCAGCAGCCUGAUGUGACUGUAGAUUGUUAGUACAAACAAGUUUCCACAUGACUUCAUGAAAUGGAAUUUCCCAGAUACUUCCAUUCACAGCACAAAGGGACAAUGAUUUUUUUUUUAAGCAUUUGUCAUCAUUACAAACAUUUUUCAGAAUUAAGCAUUUCUUUUCCAUUAUAUUUAAGCAGGUUUUUAUAUAUGCUGUAUAUAUUUCAUCUUGUUGGCCAGAAUGAUGUCAUAAGGCCUUUGAACAAAGUUUUACAACACCUUUUAACGGUGCUGCUCAGGUCAUGCGAAUCAAGCCACUGGAUGUGUGCUGCGUUCACUUUUCGUCAGAACUGCUGUAAUUACAAGAUGAGCGGAAAGGUUUAACUCUGAGCUGUUGGUCAUGGAAAAUACUGAAUAGCUACAUGAAUUCACCUCUAAAUUCCAUCGCAAAAUGUUUAAGUUGCAUCGGCUAUCGAGAGCAACAGUGGCCGUCGUCUUGGUUCUGCAAGUAUUUUUCCCCAUUACAUUUUUCCAUAGGGAUUUCAUCAAAUCAUUCCUAAAAACAGUUCUAAGCCAUUAAACAAACCAACCAGCUCUGAUGUGAUUCGCAGCAUUACAAACUUUGAUUUGAAGCAAAAAAGUAUAAAAAAUAUAUAUAUAUGUAGUUUGAGAGAUUUGACCGAGUCAUUCACAGUGCGUCAUGGGAGUGGGUGGUCGCUGCAGAGCUCUUUUGCCGGGCUUUGUUUGCCGCGAUUCUCUGAUUGGUGGAUCUUUCUCUGCUGGAUCAUAAGUAAUGUAAUUCUUCACCAGGAAUUCUGCUAUCAGAAACCUGAUUUCUAUACAAUGAAGUUGAAAUAACAUUGAUUGAUGGCUUCAACAGAAGCCCAACCAAGAAGCUCUAGCACCAAUGGUCACCGGAUGUAGAAAGGAAGUCCCGCCUUACAGGUAAAAGAGCCAAUCCCCCUUUAAGAUACAGAUAUCGCCUGUCAAUCAACUCGCUAACAAGCAUGUGCAUUAGCUACACAAGCUGGGAAAAUUGCGUGUUUUAGCGUAAUAUGGGGUAAAGAAGCACAAUUUAUGAUUCCAAUAUUACAAGAUUUUAUUGCUGAUUUGAAAUAUGUUCUUUGAUCGCAAUCUUGACCAACAGUUUUUGAGUUUGUGUCCCCCCCCCCCCAAUCAUUUAAGUUUGACAAACAAAACACGGCAAUUCUGAUGUGACGUGGACGCAUCAUCAGAGAAUAUCAUAAGGCAGAAAGGGUCUUUUAUUUCAGGUAAACUACAUGAUGCAUUUUGCAUUCCAUAAUCAAGAGGAUGCAAUGAAUUCAGGAGCUUCUUUGCGACAAAGACAGCCUGUCUAGAUUAUAGACAGCUGAUAGGGUACAAUCAUAGUUUCUGUUGUUAUACUGGUUGAGUACGAGUGGUGAAAAAUGGUGAAUGGGAUUUCUGUUCAGUGUUGUUGUUUUGUUUUUUGUUUUUUGUUUU